AUGGAGCGUUCAUUAGCAGAUAUACUUAAAGAAGAACGUCAGAUUGGUCACAAAGGAGAUGAGGGUUGGAAAGCAGUUGCUUAUAACACAGAUGCGGCCACAUUGUCUGCACAAUUUGAUAUUGAAGUAAGUGUUGAUAACAUAAGAAAUCAUGUUAAAACCUGGAAAAGGUUUUAUGGUAUAGUCAGUGAUAUAUUAAGUCAUAGUGGAUUCAAUUGGGAUGCAACAAAGAAGAUGAUCAGUGUAGAUGAAAACAAUGUUUGGGAUGAGUACGUGAAGGUAAUUUAUAAUGCAAUUAUAUCUUGUUUGGAUUUAUGUAGCAAAGAUAGAGCUACUGGAGUGGGUGCUGAAACAUGUGCAGAAGCUGCUGAGAUUAUGACUCCUGAGAGUGAUCCCAAUAAUAUUGUUGAUUUGGAAAGUGAUACUCAAGGUUUUGAGAGUUAUCAGGUUGAUGAUGUUUCACCCAGCUCUAGUUGUCCAAAGAGAAGAAAUCAAAAUCCUUUUGAUAUUCCCCCACCAAAGAAAAGAGGUACAACUAAUAUUCUUGCUGAUUCAGUGGCUAAGAUGGCUUCAUCUUUGGAACACUUUAUCAAUUCUACUACACAAAAGCUUGAUCCAACAGAAGUAUAUAAUGAAGUCAUUGCAAUUCCAGAUCUUAGUCCAAAUGACAACUGA
Prunus dulcis (almond) is the source of this 675-nucleotide messenger RNA. RefSeq lists its product as uncharacterized. Lineage: Eukaryota; Viridiplantae; Streptophyta; Magnoliopsida; Rosales; Rosaceae. The transcript is spliced from 2 exons. Bases 1 to 675 code for a protein of 224 amino acids. The record is from RefSeq and is a predicted model, not a curated record.